UGUACCGGCCCCACGCAGGCCGUCGUCAGACGUGCGCAGACCCCAGUCCCCGCCGGUGGCGCUGCAGAAGAAAGAGAGGUGUGGCCAGGCGCGAGGACCCUGUAGCCACAAGGCGCCGCCGCCUGAGUUGCCUGCAGGUGGCUAUUCUUCGUUUUCCGCCGUUCAGGCAGCUCGAAAGGCACUCUGUUUUGGGGUCCUCGCCUCUCUUCCACGUCUCCCGGAAGCGGUAGCAAGGCCUGGGCGGGUUGGAGAGAGUAUUUACUCAGCCUGGACGCUGUCCGGGCCUGCUGCUGAGGGGGCGCAGUGCAGUCGCUCCGGAGUCCUCAGUUCUGAUGGCUAGAAGUCUGAGGUCAAGGUGUUGUCGGCAGACUUGAUUUUUUUCUGAAGCUUCGUUCUUUGGCUUGUGGAUGACUGCAUUCUCCCUGUCCUGUCACAUGGUCUUCUCUCUGUAGGUUCAUCAAUAGGAUUAUUCCGCUGCCAUCAUGUCUUGGUUUGUUGAUCUUGCUGGAAAGGCAGAAGAUCUUUUAAACCGAGUUGAUCAAGGGGCUGCAACAGCUCUCAGUAGAAAAGAAAACACCAGCAACAUUAAAUAUAGCAAAAAUACUGACUAUUCUGAACUUCACCAGCAAAAUACAGAUUUGACUUAUCAGGCUGGAUCUAAAGCUACUUAUAUUUCACCAGCAGCUGAUAACAUUCGAAAUAAAAAAGCCACCAUCUUAGCUGGCACUGCAAAUGUAAAAGUAGGAUCUAGGAUCCCAGUGGAGGCCUCCCAUCCUGUUGAAAAUGCAUCUGUUCCUAGGCCUUCAUCCCAUUUUGUGCGAAGAAAAAAAUCAGAACCUGAUGAAGAGCUGCUAUUUGAUUUUCUUAAUAGUUCACAGAAGGAGCCUACUGGAAGGGUAGAAAUCAAAAAAGAAAAGGGCAAGAGACCUGUCUUUCAGAGUUCUCGGACAUCAAGUGUCAGUUCUGUGAACACCAGUGUAACCACCAUCAAAACCAGUGAAGAAAAUUCUUUUGGGAGCCAGACCCACGACAGUGCUAAUAAUUUAGAUUCUGGUCCUGAAGGCCAAGGGGAUUCUUCAAAGGAAAUUGUAUCAUCAAAUGCUACCUGCAGUGAUCACAACCCACCCAAUGAUGAUGGCAAAUCACAUGAACUAUCUAAUCUUCGACUGGAGAAUCAAUUGCUAAGGAAUGAAGUUCAGUCUUUAAAUCAAGAAAUGGCUUCAUUACUUCAAAGAUCCAAAGAAACUCAAGAAGAGUUAAACAAAGCAAGGGCAAGGGUUGAAAAGUGGAAUGCUGACCAUUCAAAGAGUGACCGAAUAACUCGAGAACUUCGAGCCCAAGUAGAUGACCUGACUGAAGCACUGGCUGCCAAGGAUUCUCAGCUGGCAGUCCUGAAAGUGAGACUCCAGGAAGCUGACCAGCUACUGAAUACUCGCACAGAAGCAUUAGAAACCCUACAGAGUGAAAAAUCACGAAUAAUACAAGAUCAAUGUGAAGGUAAUAGCCUACAGAAUCAAGCUCUGCAGACUCUUCAGGAGAGACUACAUGAAGCGGAUGCCACUCUGCAGAGAGAGCAGGAGAGCUAUAAACAGAUGCAGAGUGAGUUUGCUGCACGCCUUAAUAAAGUGGAAGCAGAACGUCAGAAUUUGGCAGAAGCAGUUACUGUGGCAGAAAGAAAAUACUCGGAUGAAAAGAGGAGAGUUGAUGAGCUACAGCAGCAAGUCAAGCUAUAUAAGUCUAACUUGGAAUCCUCUAAGCAGGAAUUGGUUGACUACAAGCAAAAAGCUACUAGAAUACUCCAAUCUAAGGAAAAAUUGAUUAACAGCUUAAAGGAAGGCUCUGGUUUUGAAGGCCUAGAUAGCAGCACUGCUAAUAGCAUGGAGCUGGAAGAACUUCGUCAUGAGAAGGAAAUGCAGAGGGAGGAAAUACAGAAGCUGAUGGGCCAGAUACAGCAGCUCAGGUCUGAGUUACAGGAUAUAGAGGCUCAGCAGGUUAAUGAAACAGAAUCAGCAAGAGAACAGUUACAAGAUCUACAAGACCAAAUAGUGGUACAAAAAGCCUCUAAACAAGAACUAGAGUCAGAAUUGGACCGAAUGAAACAGGAAUUCCACUAUAUGGAAGAAGAUCUGUAUCGAACAAAGAACACAUUGCAAAGCAGAAUUAAAGAUCGAGAAGAAGAAAUUCAAAAACUCAGGAAUCAGCUUACCAAUAAAACAUUAAGCAAUAGCAGUCAGUCUGAGUUAGAAAGUCGACUCCAUCAGCUAACAGAGACCCUCAUCCAGAAGCAAACCAUGCUGGAGAGUCUCAGCACAGAAAAGAACUCCCUGGUCUUUCAACUCGAGCGCCUGGAACAGCAGAUGAACUCUGCCUCUGGAAGUAGUAGUAACGGAUCUUCUAUUAAUAUGGCCGGAAUUGACAGUGGCGAAGGUACACGUCUGCGAAAUGUUCCUGUUCUUUUUAGUGACACCGAAACUAAUCUGGCAGGAAUGUAUGGAAAAGUUCGCAAAGCUGCUAGUUCAAUUGACCAAUUUAGUAUCCGCCUGGGAAUUUUUCUUCGAAGAUACCCUGUAGCACGAGUUUUUGUAAUUAUAUAUAUGGCUUUGCUUCACCUCUGGGUCAUGAUUGUUCUUUUGACAUACACACCAGAAAUGCACCAUGACCAACCACGUGGCAAAUGAACCAAUCCUGAUAAUUGCGCUGAUUGGUCGUUUUUUUCUGGACUUGGGAUCUGCAAAAAGGCCAAUUGCCUAAAAUUCCUGAGAAGAAUGCACAAGAUUAUUUUAUCACUACAAUCUUUUAACUUUUUAAGUUAUUAUAUAUAUAUAUAUGUAUAAAGUAUUCUGCUACCUAAAUCUUCCUCUUAUUUCCUUCAAAUGGUAAGAGUUUCUAAAACAGAAUAACCUCAGCUCUGCUUUUUCUGAGUGUUCCUAAUAUAUAUAGAGAAAGAUACUGAGGUUAUUCACUUCUGUACAGACCAUCCUGUAUUUUAGGAGACACUGAUUAUGGGUAUAAUCAGGGAAACUAAUUGUACUUAGUGCUAAAAAUAAAAGAUUUUCUGUUUUGAUAA
Molecule: messenger RNA, 3067 nt
Organism: Nycticebus coucang (slow loris)
Lineage: Eukaryota; Metazoa; Chordata; Mammalia; Primates; Lorisidae
Gene: GOLGA5
Product: golgin A5
Exons: 14
Coding region: 483-2678 (731 amino acids)
Biological process (GO): Golgi organization; retrograde transport, vesicle recycling within Golgi
Cellular component (GO): Golgi membrane; Golgi cisterna
Source: RefSeq, a predicted model, not a curated record